AUGACAAAACGCACAAUUGUUUGUAUUUUCGUGACAAUAAUACUAACAACUGACUGUUAUAAAAUACUGGGAAUAUUUCCAUCGCUGGAUCGCACCAACUAUUUGACUUACCGUGAUUUAUUUAAAGAACUAGCAAAUCGAAACAACGAUGUGACCCUGAUCAGCCACUUUCCGAUGUCAGAUGCUCCGGCUUCGUACAGAGACAUUUUAUUAAGUGACAGACAUGUGUAUAAAGGUUUAUCUUUUGAGUCAGUGAUAGCAAGUGAAGUGUCGCGAGUGCCCUUUGAAACACUAGUGGCGACAAAAGCCGGCAACGAUGAUUGCAAAACUCUCAUGAAUAAUAAUCAAGUACUGCAUUUGAUUAGGACGCGGCCUCAAUAUGACGUCGUACUGGUCGAAUCAUUUAACAGUGACUGCGGAAUAGCAUUGGCGGCAAAUUUGAGUGCGCCGUACAUAGCAUUGAACCCGAAGCCUUUACAGCCUUGGCACUACAAUCGAUUAGGUAUCAAUUUCAAUGCAGCUUAUGUAACCCAAACCGGCUUAUCGUACGGAAAAAAUCCUUGGUUCCUAGACCGAGUAAGAGGCUACAUAUUGUAUCAUAUUACAAACUGGGUGUACUAUGUUGGUUCACAAAUCACAGAUCACGUGUACUUAUAUAAAUAUUUAGGAGACAACCUUCCGUCUCUCGAAACGCUUGCGUCAAAUGCUAGUUUAGUGUUUGUAAACACACAUCAAUCCGUUUUUGGGGGUAUCUCCAGGCCUGAUAACGUAAUAGAUAUUGGCGGCAUACACGUGAGACCUCCAAAAAUCAUUCCAACAGAAAUCGAGAGAUUUAUAAACGAGGCUCAGCAUGGUGUCGUCUAUGUGAACUUGGGUUCAACGGUAAAAGAUUCCACCCUGCCUGCCGAAAAGCUGGCUGAACUCCUCCUCACCUUCAGAAAACUACCCCACAGGGUACUUUGGAAAUGGGACGGAGCAGCCAUACAGAACCUGCCAAGAAAUGUUAUGACAAUGAAGUGGCUACCCCAAUAUGACAUUUUAAAGCACAAAAAUGUAAAAGCACUCAUCACUCAUGCCGGUAUACUGAGCACCAUUGAAGCUAUCGAUGCUGGUAUCCCUGUGGUGGCUAUUCCCUUAUUUGGAGAUCAAUAUGGCAAUGCAGCAGCAAUGCAAGACGCCGGCAUGGCGACCAUAGUGCAUUACCAGGAUUUAAAUAAAGAACAUCUACUGGGUGCAGUCAAUGAAGUUUUGGAUGCGAAGAGGCAACAACAAGCAAAGCUGACGUCCAGGUUGUGGCACGACCGUUCUUUGUCGCCUUUGGAAAACGCCAUCUAUUGGACGGAAUACGUAGCUCGAUACCAAGGAGCUCCCAAUCUUCAGCCUUUGUCGUCACAAGCACCACUAUAUCAACAAUUGCAGCUAGACGUGUUAUUGUUUGUGGCAAUCGUUGUUUAUAUCCUGUUCUACGCUUUGUACAAAAUCCUCAGAACCCUUUGCUGUUGUUGCUGUCGAGCUGAUUCCGGAAACGGCGAUGACGUAGGGGACACAAGGAAAAGAAAAAGAGUAAAAUUCGAAUGA
Bombyx mori (domestic silkworm) is the source of this 1578-nucleotide messenger RNA. RefSeq names its product UDP-glycosyltransferase UGT44A1 (gene UGT44A1). Bases 1 to 1578 code for a protein of 525 amino acids. The transcript has 4 exons. Gene Ontology annotation, molecular function: UDP-glycosyltransferase activity. The record is from RefSeq and is marked provisional. Lineage: Eukaryota; Metazoa; Arthropoda; Insecta; Lepidoptera; Bombycidae.